Messenger RNA from Chrysoperla carnea, 624 nucleotides. RefSeq names its product hemolymph lipopolysaccharide-binding protein-like. The record is from RefSeq and is a predicted model, not a curated record. The transcript has 4 exons. Lineage: Eukaryota; Metazoa; Arthropoda; Insecta; Neuroptera; Chrysopidae. Gene Ontology annotation, molecular function: signaling receptor activity. Bases 15 to 593 code for a protein of 192 amino acids.
AAAUUUUUGCAAUAAUGCAUUUUUUGGAAGUUUUGAUAAUAUUUGUUCUAUCAGUUCUAAAUGUACAUCUAACAAAAGCGAUUAUGACUGAUUUUUACUUAUGGGAUUAUGUGAAGUUUGAAGAUAGUUAUUAUAGAUUUCAUAGGCAGGCGAGACUGUGGCAAGAUGCACGACAAGUAUGUGAAGACGCAGAAUCUCAUUUAGCAAUAAUCAAUUCAAAAGAAGAAGAAUCUUUUAUUAAGAGUUUAUAUAAAAGAUCUUCUGGCGCAGAAGUAGAAAAUUAUACUUUUGUUGGAUAUCAUAAUUAUUUCAGGAGGGAAGAAUGGGUUACAAUUGAUGGAAAAUCAAUGAGGAAAAUGGAAUAUGACCCUUGGGCACCAAACCAGCCUUUUUAUUCAGAUGACACAGAAUUUGAAAAACGUUGUGGUGCAUUAUCUUUUAAGGGUUUAUAUAACUUUCCGUGUUUCUAUCGGCUACCUUUUGUAUGCGAAAACGAAGUCAGCACAUACAAAGACGGAAUACAAUUCAAGAGUUCAAAAAAAGAGAUAGAAACGGCGAAGACAUAUAAAACACGUGCGGAUCACAAGCAUUAAUGAAUACAAUAAUAGAAAUUUUUUUCACUAC